UGCGGAGCAGAGAGGCGAGGAGCACGAGGAGGAUGCGGAGGACGGGCCAAUGGUGCGCGAGUACGUGGCGCAGCUGCAUUCCAUGGUGCAGUACGGCAAGACGACCAUGUAUGUGGACUUCGCCACUCUAAUGGCGCACAACCAGGCGCUCGCCACAGCGGUUCUGGAGGAGUUCUACCGGUUUGAGCCGUUCCUGCGCAAGGCGGUGCAGAUGUUUGUGCAGGUGCACGAGCCCAAGUAUGUGAUGGACGAGGGCAAGCCCAAGGAGUUCUACCUCGCCUUCUACAACCUCCCCGUCAUCCACAAGUGUUUUUUUCAGGUUUACGAGCCCAAGUAUGUGAUGGUUGAGGGCAAGCCCAAGGAGUUCUACCUCGCCUUCUACAACCUCCCCGUCAUCCACAAGCUGAGAGACAUGAAGGUAGAGGUGCUUGGUCAGCUAUCCGCAGUGAGUGGUGUGGUCGUCCUCUGUUCUUAUCCUCCCUCCCCUUCUCCCCUCCUCCUUGUACUGUCUCCCUUUUCGCCCUCCCCUCCCCCUUUCAGGCUGAGAGACAUGAAGGUAGAGGUGCUAGGUCAGCUAUCCGCAGUGAGUGGUGUGGUCGUCCGAACCUCCGAGGUCCGGCCGGAGCUGCUGUACGGCACGUUCCGAUGCUUGGAGUGCGGCGCGGUGCAGCGGAACAUCGAGCAGCAGUUCAAGUACACGCAGCCCAUCAUAUGCAGUAACGCAGCGUGCUCUAACAGGGAAAAAUGGGCGCUCGAGAGAACAGAAUGCCAGUUUGUCGACUGGCAGAGGGUCCGGGUUCAGGAAAACGCAGAUGAAGUCCCUCCUGGAUCGCUCCCACGCACUCUAGACGUGAUUUUACGGCAUGAGUUGGUGGAACAGGCACGAGCCGGGGAUAAGUGUAUCUUCUCCGGAACGCUGGUGGUGGUCCCAGAUGUAGCUGCUCUGACCCGCCCAGGGGAGAGGCAUGAGGCUAUGCGGUCGAAUCAGGGGGGGGACGGGAGAGGCGGCGAGGGCGGAGGAGGGGGGGAAUUGUUAGGAGGAGGGGGUGGAGGAGCGGGGGGAGGGGGGAGUGAGGGGGUAAGGGGGCUGAAGGCGCUGGGGGUGCGGGAUUUGUCGUACCGGCUGGCGUUUCUGGCGUGUUCUGUGCAGUCGGGGGAUCAGGAGAAGCAAUUGGUGAAUAUUAGGGCGGAGGACGAGGAGGGCAGUGCUGUCGCUUCGUUCACGCCCGAGGAGUGUGAGGAAAUGGCUCGCAUGAGGGCUGGAGGGAACUUGUAUGAGAGGCUGGUGGCGAGCGUGGCGCCAUCGGUGUACGGGCAUGCAGACAUCAAGCGAGCCAUCCUGCUGAUGCUGUUUGGCGGCGUGCACAAGAAGACUCACGAGGGCAUCAACCUGCGAGGAGACAUCAACGUGUGUGUCGUGGGGGACCCCUCCUGUGCCAAGUCCCAGUUCCUCAAGUAUGUAGCAGGCUUCCUCCCUCGUGCGGUAUACACGUCUGGCAAGUCCAGCAGUGCGGCGGGGCUGACAGCGAGUGUGGUGAAGGAGCCAGAGACAGGGGAGUUCUGCAUUGAGGCGGGCGCGCUGAUGCUGGCGGAUAAUGGCAUCUGCUGCAUUGAUGAGUUUGAUAAGAUGGAUAUCAAGGACCAGGUGGCUAUUCACGAGGCCAUGGAGCAGCAGACGAUCUCCAUCACCAAGGCAGGGAUUCAGGCCACCCUCAACGCACGCACGUCUAUCCUCGCCGCUGCCAACCCCACCGGAGGACGAUACGACCGCUCUAAACCCCUCAGAUACAACGUGGCUCUGCCACCAGCCAUCCUCUCCCGCUUCGAUCUCGUGCAUGUCAUGCUCGACACGCCAGACCCUGUGCAUGACUAUUCAGUGGCGCGCCACAUCCUGAGUGUGCACCAGAGUCGGGACCAAGCCUUACAGCCGGAGUUCUCAACGCUGCAGCUGCAGAAAUACAUCAAAUUCGCGCGCUCAAUUCGCCCAGAGAUCACAGAGGAAGCCAAGACCCGCCUAGUAGAGGCAUACGUGUCACUCAGGCGAGGGGAUGCAGCCCCGGGGUCGCAGUCGUCGUACCGAAUCACGGUGCGACAGCUGGAGGCUCUCGUGAGGCUGUCAGAGGCGCUGGCUCGCCUGCACCUGGACUCACAGGUGAAGCCAGCUCAUGUGCGAGAAGCCAAGAGGCUACUGAGCACGUCCAUCAUCAGAAUGGUGGGAUGUGUUGUUUGGACAACCUUUGAGACGUCUCAAAAGACAUUCAUCAUCAGCCAUGACGUGGACCUGGAGGACGAAGGGGCGAGUGGGGAGGGGGAGGAGGGGAUGGAAGAUAUGCCGUUCAUGAUGGGGGGAGAGGAUGGGGGCGAUGGGGGAGGGGAAGGGGGAGGGGGAGGCGGAGGGUCUGGGGGAGGGGGAGGCAGUGCUGGUGAUCGUGGUGGUGGUGGGGGAGGAGGGGGAGGGGGAACAGAGGCAUCAGGAGGGAGGGAAGAUAUGGAGACAGAUGGGGGGGCGAAUGGGACUACAGAAACUGAGGUAGGAGGAGAAGGAGGAGGGGGAGGGGGAUCAGAUCAGCAAACACAACCGGGAGCAGGUGAUACAGCAAGAAAAGGCAAGGAGAAGAAACAAGGAGGAGCAGCAGCAGCAGCAGAGGACAAGGCAACGGAAGGGGACGCAGCAAAUGGGAGUGAAGACAAAGAAGCGAGCCAGAAGAAGACAAAGCCCGCCGCCCCUCUGCGCGUGCCGUACGACAAGCUGCAGCGCGUGACGGCGCUGCUGGUGACCUACAUAAGACAAAAAGAGGCGGAGGAAGCUUCCGAGGAAGCUUCACUGGCAGGGUCAGAAGGAGCCGGUACAGGCGAGGGUGGGGAGGAGGGGGAGAGGGGAAGGGAAGGAGGGGGAGAAGGAGGGGAGGAGGACGGGGGGAAGAGGAAGAGGAGGCGGGUGGAGGGAGUGCAAGGGGGUGUGGGGGGCGGGGGGGUGAAGCAAGGGGAUGUGAUGCGAUGGUACAUGGAGCAGCAGAGCCAGGCAGGGACGGUGGACUCAGUUGGGAAUCUGCUGCAGGAAUUCAGAGUGCUCCGAUCUAUCAUUCAGCAUUUGAUUCGUCGAGAGGGAGUGCUGCUAAUUCUAGACGAUGGGACUACAGCCGUGGAAGCUGCCAGGAAGGAGCGGGAGGAUGCAAUUGCUACUGCAGAAGCAGCAGGCGAGCCUCUUCCGACAUUCGACAAGCCUCUGCCUACGGCUCUGGAGGAGCGGGUGCUAGCUGUGAACCCCAACUAUGUCCAAGAAUAA
Closterium sp. Naga37s-1 is the source of this 3286-nucleotide messenger RNA. The record is from the annotation of a GenBank genome assembly. Lineage: Eukaryota; Viridiplantae; Streptophyta; Zygnematophyceae; Desmidiales; Closteriaceae.